Molecule: messenger RNA, 1530 nt
Organism: Penicillium antarcticum
Lineage: Eukaryota; Fungi; Ascomycota; Eurotiomycetes; Eurotiales; Aspergillaceae
Product: ferritin-like domain-containing protein
Exons: 2
Coding region: 1-1530 (509 amino acids)
Source: RefSeq, a predicted model, not a curated record
AUGAUCUUCAAAAUUAUGUUUUUGCUAGCCCUAAUGGGGUUUCUCCCGUUUGUGGCUGCAUCUCCAAAGAAGCAUCAUAACCAGGAUGGGGACAAACACUCAGAAAUAUCUUCUGCCUCUACACACUCGUCGCCUUUAUCGUCAGUGUCAGCACCGCCACUUCGAAGUUAUCACACUUCGAAUCCACACACGCCGUUUAUUGGAAUACCCAGUACCACUGGUGCUCUGACUGCUUCUUCAAUUGGAACUGGAAUAUCGAGUGGUGGUGUAAUUCCUGGAGCAACAAACCAUCCAGCCGAUGGGACGCUGCACCAUCCCGAGCCAGCUCCAUAUGAUCCAGCAGGUGGUGUGGGCACAAACGGAAGCACACCAUUUUAUAAUACGAAGAGCGAUUUCGACUACGAGUCCUUGACACUGGCUCUGUAUCAAGAAUGGACUGAGCUCGACCUUUUCCGAGAUGCCCUUCGCCGCUUCUCCAAGGAAGACUUCAAAUCUGCCGGUCUUACCGAUACAGAUCGCGAGCUGAUUGCUUUCAUGGCGCAGCAGGAAAUCGGGCAUGCAACUAUGCUCAGCAAUAUCCUAGGAGCCCAUGCACCACAACAAUGCUCCUAUGUCUACCCUUACACCAAUGUCAACGAAUUCAUUGACUUCGCUCAAAAGCUCACACGUUUUGGAGAAGCUGGAGUCUAUGGGUUCUUGGCUCAUCUUGACUCGCGCGAGGCUGCUACAUUGCUCACUCAGUCUAUCACCACUGAAGCACGACAGCAGUUGAUCUUCCGCCAAUUUGAGGGACUUUUUCCUAUGGUCGAAUGGUUUGAAGUCGGUAUACCACAGUCUUGGGCUUGGACGCUGUUGGCGCCUUUCAUCAGCUCCUGUCCCGAGAACCAAACUCGGUUGGUAUGGCAGAACUUCCCGGCGCUGACGAUCGUCAAUCAACCCAAUCCAUAUAUUGUGGGUAAUUCCUCCUCUGGGUUGAAUGAAACGGCCGGGUUUAAUCAGACUUCUGGCACCGGUCACAAUCCAAACUUGAAUACCACAUCUGGCAUGAGCCACAUCCGUGAGCCAGAAAGCAGCCAUACCAAGCCGCAGAAAGGUUCUGGAAAGCACAAAUUUCCUAGUUCGGGCAACUCCUCCACCUUCAACUCAGAAUGUGGCGUCUCUGUUAGCAAGCUUCGACCAAAACCGCUCUCAUUCCCUGGUCGCAAGGUGGUGUUGCAAUGGGAUACCCCUGGCAAGCAUAUUGGUCCCAAUAAUAGCUACGUGACAACCAAGCAAGCUGGCUUGGCAAAAUAUGUUGUCUGGGUUUCUCAGCUCAACAUCACUUAUACGCCUUUGCAUCCCGACAACACUUCCAACAACACCCGAGGUUGGACUUCUCAGCCUGGUUUGGAAACAUACCAAGGUGAUCCUGCUUUUAACGGAACCUUGUUUAUUGCAAUCACCGAUAGUGAUCCUUAUCUGAGCCCGUUUAACUUGAGUUUGAUUAAUAGCCAUGUCGUUGCCGGCCCUGCUUUGUACCAGGCUGGUUAA